AUGCAGCAAGGAUCUCAGGCAGCGGCCGUAACGAGAAGUACUGCUCGAAAUGCAGAGGAGGAUCGUCUGCAAAUGCCGGGUCAUCGGCCACCAAAAGGGACGUCCUCCGAUGUUGGACAUGCGCGAAGAGGUGGAACCGGUCAGCCCGGCUUUAGUACGACUUUCGGUGCAGGCGGCUUGCCGCGUGCGAAUCCUGGAGGUGAUCCGGAUGUCGGUGCAGGAUACAAUACUGACAUUCAGGCGCUUCCCUACGGAGCAUCGAAUGGCAGCAUCUUCUCCACAAGCAAUCAACCCCCGUCAAGUUCUUACCGCGCAGGAAACAACGCUACUACACCGCACUACAAUUUCACCCAACAGCAGAUAGUCGCUGCGUCUUCUGGUCAGCACCAGCCCCUUUCCAUCCCAGAACAUGGAGCAAACGCGCAAGACCGAGAACAAGACUUUUGGGAACAACCGCGCCUUGACCAGGAGCAUGUCGAACAGCUGCCUUUGGUAACGGCAGCAAUGGCGAUUCCGGAGCAGGCCUUUGUGCUCGAGCGGUUCGGGGAUAUUAUGGUACCAAGCCCGAAGUCCCAUACACGGUCGUCGUCUCUAGAGAAUAAACAAAUGCUUUUGGCAGGACGAGCGUUUGGGAUCACUACAUCACAAAAUAAUGCACAGCUCUUGCCACAUGGGUCCUCCGCUCAAAAAAGUCCUGCCGACGGAAUGGGUGCUCCGAAUUCUGUUGGCCACGAACAAUUACAGGAUGCUCGCCUGCAACGCGAAGCAUUGCUCCCUUUCACUAAGGAAGAUGAACGAGCCGUCGUCCCUGGCUCAGCGACGCAUGGUGGAUUCCCGGGUGAUGAAGGUGUUGACGGUGUGGCUGCUGUGAGACAAGCACCAGAUGAGCCCGUGGAGCGACUUAUGGAGCGCGCCAAGCGAGAAGGCUGCGAUGGACCGGUGAUAGGGAUUUUGCAGUCGAGUGACGUACGAGAGGUGCGUGCUUUCCUUAACGAGCUUGCCCUGGCUGUGGCCCCGUCCACGCAAAGCGAUUCGGAGCAGACGAAAACUAAGCAGCUUCGAGAGCAAAUUACGCCAGCGGUUGCAGCCGUUUCUCUCGCGUUGGUUCGGGAGCAUCUUGGCGCGCUCGAGAAACUGCGUGACGUGCGGCACGCACUAAGUAAAGCGCUGCGAACGCGCAAUGUCCAGCAGCUGCGCGACGCGCUCGCAUUGGCAGAACGACUGGGCAAAGCUUCAUCAGAACCACUUGCAGAAGAAGUGGUGAAGGUCCGUGCGGCACUGGGCACUGAGGAGAUCCACGAGUCGGCAGUGGCAAACCUGAAGUCACUGGUCGCGGAAGCCCGCGAACAGUUUCUGGACGCUGCACAACGUCUGCCCGCGGAGGAGCUGCAGGCCUUGUCUGAAAGGCUCCAACUCGGCGUCGAUUUCUCCAUUAUCCAUAUCGUGGACGAUGCGGGCAACGACAUUUCGGCGGCACGGGAACUGCUAUGCCAAGUGGACGCGACGGUGGACCUGCGUGCUGCACUGGCGCGUCUUGAGGAUGCUGUUGCUGAAGCCGACUCGGCGGCCGCAGAUCAGGAUGGAGCGACAGUAGUAGACGCGACUCUUGAGUCUUUUCCGGCUCUUGGCCCUGGAGGCGUCUUGAUUGGCUCGCAGCCAUCCGCACCCUCUAACAGGCCUGCGGGCGCCAUGAGCUUUCGCCAGCAGAAGCUCCAGGCCAUGAACGAGAGCCGAAUGCCACCACAGCCAGACAAACGACAACAGGCUCUGCGCGCUGUCUCGCACUUGAUAGCAUGUGCGGAAGCAGAAUACCCGGGUAAAAAGGUGCCGCCUGGCGAAAUCGAUGCGGCAAAGGCUGUCGUGAGGGGAAUACAGGACAAAAUGUUACAGAACAUCACGAACAGUCUAAAAGCGUCGAGCGGUGUAAUAGAGACAUCGGCGGAUCGAAAAGCCGGAGAUGAGUACUACUUCUUUGUAUUUUCACAGAUAUUUUCUCAAUUGGGUGAUCCACCUUGGUAUGUAAAUAUAGUUGUGAUACUCGAUGCUGUUGUUGUAAAUGUAAGUUAUUAAUAAAAAUUAGUACCUCCACUUUCCUAUUCAUUGAUUAUGAUCCAUCGUGAUCACAAUCACGCCCAUUAGUGUAUGAAAUCGGUAUUCUCCCAGGGGCGAUAACGUAGUCGCAGCGGCUUCUCGUAAUAAUGAGCCAACUUCGGUCGUGGGCGAGCGCUUGACGCGCAAAAACGCCAGAGACCUCGCAAGGAAGCGAGACAGUCUCGUUGCGAAAGGAGGGGCGUUGAGCGCAGGCGAUCGAAUGCUGUUGGGAGAGGUGUUGAUGAUGCUUGAGCAGUUUGAAAGGUCAAGAACGCGCCAUCGAGAGGAGCUGCGCAGCCUUCUGUCAAAAAGAAGUAUUAGCAAAAACCGCUUGCAGGAGAUCGUGGACGGAGAUGAGAUCAGCAGUAUGGAGUCCGUCAUAGUUGCGGCGCGUGGCGUACUGGCGUCGACGGAAAUGUCCGCGAAUGAGCGGCCGAAUAUUAACUUUAUGACGACCCAAACUGCGGGAUCAGCCCUGAUGCCGGAAACGAACGCCGCCGCUGGAGAAGGGCCCCUGCUCGUGUCUUCGAUAGAAAAGGCUACAAGAGAUGCAGCCGCUGCGACAGAUAACGCUAGAGCACCGGAACAAGAGGUAGCAGGGCCCGGCUCUGCAGGUGUUGCCACACAAAAGUCUGCAUUUACAGAGGACGUUUUAGAUGACGGCGAAUGGCGCCCUCUAAAUGAAAACGAUGGUCCGGCGAAGGCUGCAGAACAGGUUGUAGAUGCUCAAGGCGAAGAUGCGUCGAUGGAAGGGCGGCCCCCUCCUGGUACAAGCCCACCACCAGUCGCUGCGAUGGGGUCCACGCUUUCAGUCGAUCCGGGAUCCAGCCCUUCAAAGCGCAUCCAGCAUUUCUUCCUAACGCCGAAUAUGCCAGAAGAUGGAGCAUCGCAACGCUUUGAGUCUUCAGUUGGUCGUGAAUAUGAUCUGAUGACCUACUCGCCGUCACCCGGAGGCGGAAGCGGAACUAGCAAUCAGGCACAAGGAGAACCGUCCGCGUCAUCGCUUGAGCGUGCAUUUUCGCCUCAUGGAGGUUACCCCGCAGGGUACGCAAUGCCGACGCGGCUUUUUCCGGUUGCUGAGGAAAGUCCUGGCCUGCAGAUGUCCAAAACGACGGAGCGCGUACCAGAAAUAACGGCAGAAACGCCGUUGGUUGCUGAACCUGUUGCAAGGUCCUUACCCCCUGACGCGAGCGUGAGCCAAACUAAGGCACCUGCUCCUGCAGUCGAAACAGGCCAAACUAAGGCACCUGCUCCUGUAGUCGACGAUCCGCCUUCUGAAGCACAACAAGCACCAGAGGUACAACCCGAUCCAGAGACCAAAACUGAAGUGAGAGUUCGAGAAACCGCUGCCUCAGGGGUAGCUCCUCGUGUUAGUUGUGUUACUGAGAACAAGGAGGCCGAGAUUGUUGAUGCCUCAAAAACUGCUAAAGAUGCAUUAGACGUAGCACCAGCGUCAUUGUCUUAUGUGGAUCCAAGUUUUCUCGGGAAUGGCGUGCUGCAGAAAGAUGCUGGCAUAAAAAGAGAACAGGCAGCACCUUUUCCGGCCACAGCUGAUGCGGAAGAAUUAGCAGCUCCACUGUCGACAAGCAUGUUUUUGAAACCACCAACGCCGAGUGCCUUUGAUACGAAAGCAGGUGGCGCAGAGCGCCAUCCAGCCGCGGCAACAACACCGCUGAAAGAAUAUUCUCUUUUCAACCAGGCCAAGCGGAUUGUGGGUGUGCCCGACAGUGCGUCUGUCAGUGUCGACGCGAGCCCCGAAAAGGGGGAAUUGCCACAGGGCCCGCUUUCGUUGAUGCUGAAUCAACAGUCAGUUGCUGCGGCUGCAGCCUCGCGGAUUCCACCCGCGGAUACGGGCGCGAAUAAAGCACACGUGGUCCUCGGAGGAGUGCAACCAAUCGGAGCAGCAGUUAUUGUGCGCGAUGAAGUCAGCAGUGUAGCCGCAUCGCAACUAAGCUCAUCGGCGGAUGCAGAGGUGCGGAAUGAACGACAUGGUUCGAAGGAACAACCGAUGGAGAAAAGAGGACCUGUUCUUGACGAUGUCACGGAAGACUCAAACAUGAUGCUGAGAACGAACGUGCAGUCACAAGCGGUGCCGCCGGUCACUUCGAGCCCAGCAGGUGAUGACCAAGCGAAUACCUUCAAGAUCAAUGAGCAGGAGCCCAAUAGCAAUCUUGCGCCAUUUUUCGCUCCAGCUUCUGAAGAAGAGCCUGCUUUCAUCAGUAUCUCGGACAAAACGGUGGAAAAGACUACGAAACAACAAAAUCAAGACAUUUCUGAAGGCAUCAAGCCUGUCGUUGUAGAGAAGGACCGCGCGCCAGAACCAUUUGUUAUGGUGUCACCCUCUAGCAGUAUUCCAGAGAAGCAGGAAGCUGUCCACCAAAACACCUCUCCGGCUGCGCAGGUGGUUGAAUCAGCCGUCGCGUCCGUUCUGUACGUACCUGUUCCUUUUGUGGAAACUCCUGUGGAGGACGAGCACGUUGAGAAGACUUUUGUUCCAAGUGUGGGAGUUCUUCAGGCGGCUGUCGGGACCGUUGCCGAUCAAACUGACGAGCCUGUUUCGAGAUCGUCUUCAGGAGGAAAUCGCUUGGAAGAAAAAAUGGGUGUUAGUUUGGCUGAGGACCAACAAGAACAAAAGGCAUGGCAGCAAGAUGCUGCUUUUGUGCCAGAUACCGCUGCUCUUACCAGCGACACCGCAGCGGACCCUCGUGACCAAGAAACUUCAUCUAGCAAGGUUGAUCUUGUUACGCUUCCUGAAAUGAAGAUCGCAGACGAUGCUGAGGCUGGAUCUUCGUACUCUGACAAAAGAAGGAUGGCUGUUGGUGCUUUUGCUUCACCAAAUGAAGAUCUGAACGCCAUCCAGACGGACACCAUGAUCCUCCAGGGACGAAAUGAUGUGUCGCUCAGCUCGGCACUGGACCUUGGAAUCUCCAAAACUGACGCGCUUUUAAAAAGCCUCCCUCGGCCGAAUGAAUUGGCAGCUCCUCAAAAAACGGAAGCGGAAGAGACACUUUCUGCGCCUGGGGACGGACGGCCUUCGGAUGAUUUCAGAACUCUGCAGUUUUCGGAAUAUCCAGGUUUCUCCACAUCCGCAUAUGGUUACGAGGGACGAUUCUUCGAGGUCGACGAGGGAGAUCAUUCGAAUCGUCGCGAGCUUGCGUCUCUGAACUCAGUAUUGGACCAAGAUCUGGCAAAGACAGACGCUCUUCUGAAAAGUCUGCGGGCAAUUUCCACGCGACUCGAGGUGGUGUUGGAAGACGUAGACGAGGAAAGGCAGGAAGAAGAGCAACUCGCCGCACGAGCGGGAAGAGCAGUGCAAGCUUCGAUCUCCGGAGCAGUUGGGGUGGAUCAGGAAGCGGAGGGGGCACCACUUGACGUGGAUGUUGACGAGCUUCACACAGCACUGCAGAGAAACACCCAGUUGGCACAGUCACUUUUUGCGCAGUUUUCCGAGGAGUUGCGACGUGCGCAGGAGCAAGGCCUGGCAGUCGAGCCAUCAGUGCUGGCUCUAUACUCCCGCGCUUCAAAAAAGGCGUCGGUCGCAACAAUCAUCGGUACGCCAGGCGAGGCUCCGGAGGAGGGCUCCGUUCUGCAUGAUAGAGCGCGAGUAGGUGCAGUAGAAGGACCUUCCGAAUUCAAAGCCAACGCAGCUGACAAUUCCGUUUCGCAACCGCGAGAGGUGUCUUACGUUCCACGCGAUUCGGACCCGGCGUUUCGUGGUGAUAGUGAUGUUAUGCAUCAAGAAAUCAAGAAAUCGCCAGACCACAGGGACGCAGCAUUGGCAGACCGCGGAGAAGCGGCAUCACCAGAGGAUGAGGACCCAGCAGUGAUGGAGGAAAGGAUGCGCAACGGCUACCGAGAAGAGCUGCUGCGCGCGAUUGAGGUACGCGAUAUCCUGGAAAUCGAGCGCACUCUCAUUGCGUUCACUGCUGUUACGCGCAUUAAUGCCUUUGUUGGAGGACUGGUGAGCAGCCCGGAGCAAGAGGACGGAGCUACUAUGGACCUGGUGGCACCGAGCUCCAAGACUAGCAGCAUGCCGUCGCCGAGUAGCCCCUGUGACAGUUCGCUACUUCUCGGCUACGCAAGCGCGACCGAGCGCGCGAUGAAUGCUGCACUGUUGACGGAGGACGACAAACUUGUUGUUCUCGGGCACGAUGUGCUGCGUACGGCUUGCGAGGAGCACGCAAGUCUUGUGCUAGGCGUCGAGCUGCCGCCACGGAGCCUCGAGGGACGGCGCCGGCUGAUGCAGGCCUUGGGCUGGCCGCUGCAUUUGAGUCGGUGCUUCUCGGUGCUCGAUGACGAGGGUAAGCAGAGCUUCUUUGGCCGCAUUCUUUCUGGCGGCCGGGAGCGGAAACAGCAGAUCGUGGAGAAGCACGCGCUGUGCGCGAUGCAGCACAGCGAGUUUCAGACAGCGGCCAGCCUUUUCCGCACGCAAGUAUCGUCCUGCGACUGGGAGGGCCUUUGGCGCGAGCUCAUUGUCGAAAAAGCACGUCCUGUGGUGGUCGCGCACGGCGAGGAUCAGUCGCGUCGAGAACUGCUGGGUGCGUUUGACCCAUUCGGACUCGAGACGUUUGUUGCAGUGGAAACCCUGUUUCAAGUGAUGGCUGCGGAGCAGCCAGAGCUGUUUUCUGCUGAAGAGGUACGGCAGUUGCUUGACUUCGUGCGCGAGCACUUGCAACCCACACCUGCUUCUUCUGGCUCGGCUUUUAUCGGCGAUCAAAAGUUGAAGACUCCACUGGUGUUUUUGGAAGACCUAUCUUGCUUGCCCACAUCCGCGGAAAGCCCCGACUUCUGGAUUCACUGCAGUCACGGAGAACUCUCCAAACCUGGUGAGAUUGCUUUCUCGCUGAGCAUACCGUGGGAGCUGCACCUCUAUCUUACGUCGGUGGCUGACGGGCGAACGCGCGAGCAAGUACAUUCGGGUGAGUUUCUCAACAAGCGAUUCGCGCAGAAUCUGGGCACCCUCACUGAGCGGCUACUGUCCCCAAGAGCACAGAAUCGUCGCCAGCAGCAACGGAGAUUGCGUUACGUGCGUCAAGCUCUCCAGAAGUUCGUAUUGGACCAUGUGGUCCUCUUAGAAGAUCCUACUACAGAUUCGAGAGAGCGCCUACAUCAAGAGCAACAUCAAUCAACAUCAACACCUGACUUCUUGCAGGUGGAUGACUCUACUCCUGGAAGCCCGAAGAACGCACCAGAAGGGCUCACGACGAGCCAGUGCCGACUGCUGCGAGGAGAAUUCCAGGCACUGACUGAGGCGUGCGCACCGACCCGAAAACAAAGAGAGGAUGACGAAGCGCUCGUGCAACUCGCAACUGCCGUAGGGAAGAGGCUAGCAGGAGCGGACCGCGCCCGAUCUCUUCUGCUAGAUGAGAAAUCAUUUCUCACAGUAGAAGUGGCCAAUGAUGAGGAGGUAGUGGUAGAUGCAGAUGAUGCGGACAUAUUUUUGACGAUAGCAGAGGAGGUAGAUCAGACGGGGAUUGGCGUGGGCGCAGGGCAGGCACCAACCAACAUGCAGCUGAAGUCACGCGUAGUGAUCCUAGAUUUGCAGGGUUACUCCCUUCCCGAGCCAGAGGAGGUCGAUGUGGCGACCGCAACGCGUCCACUGGUAUUACCGUCAAAUUAUGCCGAAGCACUCUACGUGGAGAAGCUGCGUUUGAAAACUGAGGUGGCCCGGAGAUUGCUACUACAGCCCACAACUUUCAAGGUGAUAAACAUGAGUAAGCAGAAGUUUUUGUACCAGAUUCCGGAGGGAGACGCCAACUUGGUGGAGAAGACUCGUGUGCAGGUGACAGAGGUGGAAAUGAUGACGGUUCCUUUGGAGCGAGCGCUGGCAUCCGAAUCUUUACCGGAGUUAGAGCGAGCGAUUGGAGGGUUUCCUCCACCGGACAAGAAGCAGUUGCGUUCGCGACUUCCACCUGGCACCCUGCAUUUGCUUUCUCGAUGCGAAGCUAAGCGUAAUUCCAUGGCGUUGCAGAGGCGAUUGAACCAGCAAGUCGAGAACGCGCGUGCGGAAGCGGCAAGCGGUAUGAUCUAUGGCGCUAAGGUUUCCCGUGUAUCCCAGACCAGGAGCUCCAGUGCCGAAGCGGGUGCGCCUGGCAUUGCCGGUUUGAGUUCACAACGUGGAGAACAUGCGGUUGCGGAGGCGUCCGUGAUUUCACCAGCGAUUCUGGCUGGAGGCACCUUUAGCCCGGAGAAGGCGGCUGGCCCAGCUGUGCCUGCACCUGUGCUCGCGACAGCUUUUGCAGGGCAGCAAGAUGAAGCGUCGGGUCUGGUACCUUUUGCAGAAUUAGAUGCGAAGUACGAAAAACAGGAGGGAAGAACGCAAACCCUCGCCAGCGACCAUGACAUAUCACAACGCGUAGCCAGCACCGCUGAUCGAGUCGCGUCUUCCUUUUCAUACAAAGAGGCGCACGACGCUAAAAGUGGCGUUAGUGUACCGGGAGGACUCGAUUCGGCGCGGAAUCUUUUGCAGGUGAGCGUUGGCGACAACGUGGAGGUGGCCUCCUCAUCCUGCUCCUCGUCCAUGCCGCCACCAGGGAGACACCCACUCGACAAGCAAGAGGCCAAGCGACUGCAAGUUGUGAAAGAGUAUCGAAGACAGAUGAGUUUUCUUCUGCAGAGGCGAGAUGUGGAUGGGCUGCGGGCGCUGGAGCGAGAGGUGCCAACGCAGGAGGCGUUGACUUUCACCAGGUUUGAUGAGGAAGUGCGAACCGCCUUGCGCACGCUCAUGGCCGCUUCCUCUCUGUUGCAAGUGACAAACAGCCUCGGUGUCGACCGAGAAGCCGAGAAUCUUGUGAGGCUUACUGCGGCGAAGGGCACACGGCAGCAGACGCUGACUGAUACCGCUGUACCGAAUUAUGGUGCAACGACCUACAACAAUUUCGAUACCGCAGCGGCGAGUGAUCCUACUGUUUCGAUUUCGUCAAACGCCAUGUCGAAAAAUGUGGAGUUAAAUGCCAGCACCGCUGCCGAUGAAGGAGUUGCCUCGUCAAGCACCGAUGUCGUACGCAGUCCGGGUGGAACUGUGUAUCCUCUGAAUUAUCCGCCGGAAGUAGUGGCCAUGUGCGAGCGUGCGCAGCGCAACCUUUUUGUGGUACGCAAAAACGAGGAAAAGGAUGCUCGCAUGCUUGAGUUGGCUCACAUUCGUGACACCUACAAGAGGGAAAGCGUUUUCACGUCACGUGCGGACGCGAGCAGCGUAUUCUCUAAUACAACCGGCGCUGGUACUUCCUCAACACUUGGAGCUGCGGGGAUGAGCGCGAGUUCAAGCACGAGUGCAGUGCGCGUGCCCCCUGCGGGGAGCACAGCUUCGUCAAAUAAGAAGGGCUUGGAACGCUUUCUACGCUUGGAGCAGGAGAAAAUGCAGGAUCUACGAAGCUUUCUGCGGCAUCUGCGGAGGGCUUUGAACCGAAAUGGCAGCUCGUCAGGCGAUUUGCAGCAACUGGGGAAUAAUUAUCUUGAUGGAAUGGAUCAAACAGGGGUCGGCUUGUUAGACCAAGGACUUCAACAGCCGGUUGCGGCUCCUUCACUAGCAGGUAGUGGAACAACGGACUUGAGUCGAGCUGCAUUCGACGACGAGCGGCGGGUCCGCACAGGCGAGAAGUCAUUGUUACGCAAGGUGGUAGAUCUCGAGGGACAGCUGACGAACUACAGCAAGUACACUUCAACACUAUCAAGCCUGCUGAAGGACGUGCGAGAGAAGGCAAUGACCAAUGACGUGAAGGAACUCGAGAGAAUGCUGCACCGCCUCGAAAAGCAAGUCCUACUUUGCGAUAGCAAUCCAAUGUUUGGUGGCAACGGUCCGAUCGCAGGUUCUAGUUCUACGGCGGACAAUGCACUGGAUGAGCCGCCAGCAAUAAGCCCAACCGGAGGUGUGGAAUCUUUAUUGGAAAGUGCACAGGUGCCUGCGGCGCUCACGCCCUUGCCACCAGCGGGUGGAACUACCCGCGGGCCUCCAUCUGGGAGAGGUCCUCUUUUUUACGCGGAUUCGGGCACUGAAAUGGACUUGACGUCGACGAUGAACCUGCAGUCCUUUCAUCCAGCGUCUCCUAGCGGAAACAGCGUGACUCCAGCUGCUCAUGUUGUAUAUCGGGAGGCCCAACACGAGGCGCCUGCCACCGAAGACGACCUACGGCCAAGUAGCGGACAAGGCGCUUCCCCGGCAGCGCAGUAUCAGGCUGGCGUCACCUCCUCGGUGGGUAAUCGGGAACCCAUUUCCGACCUGGGCACGAACCCGCAGACUCAAAGGGCGAUGUCGGUCGUCAAACGGAGCUCCCAUCCUUUGCUUUUGGAGGCCGGCGACGCUUUGGCCAUGCUAAAGCAAAAGAUUUACCUGGUAACACUGAUGAAUAAGGGAGAUAGCCUGCGGGUACAAGCGUUGCUGGACGAGCAAAGUGUGCCGGCCGACGAUCUGCCACGGGCAAAAGCGUUUCUGCAGAAACAAAAGCUCGUCCAAGACUCGAAAGCGUUGGAUCAGCGGGUCAUGCGAAAGUUGGAGAACGCGAUGGCUCGCCAGGAUGCCGCGACAGUGACGGUUCUCAUCGGGAGUAAAAUAAAAUUGAAGCCCGUGGACUUGAUUGUGGCGAACAAUUUCCUGCGCAAGCACACUUCUGCUGCACAGCGACUACUGUCUCAUGUUGAAAGCGAACUUGGGGAAGAAGUUGAACAACUGGCACAGAAACUUGCGGCGACUGAAAGCUCACUAGAAUCGAUUCAAGAAAGCGCUCCAUCUACUGCCAAUGAAGAGACUGACGAAAUUUCUCUGGGGACACAUGCUCCGGCUGCGCGCGAGGCGGCGUUGUUGGGCCAGAUAGAAGAGUGUUUGACGUUUCUAAAGCGUGACACCCUUCUGCGGCAUGCAGGGGCAGUGAAAGACGCUGCUGCACGAGCACGCAGCUUGCAUGUUUUGCCGACAGGCCCGUCCAGUUCCACUUCUUCGGGAGCUGCAGGAACCGAUGCAAAUGGUGUGUCUGAUGAAGACCUGGAUCUUGAUGUGUUGCUGGGAUUGCCACGUGUGUCUGAAAGACCGCCGGCCUUUGCGGAUUCAACGCGCCUGGCGAAGGCAAUUGAUUCCUUGGAGCUGCAGAUCGCUUCUAUGGAACAGCGAAGGGUGGAGCUCACAGUGUGGCAAUCGGAGUUGCAAGAAACGCAAGUGGAACAGAACCGGCAGGAUCAAGGAUUGGGGCCGGCACCGAUCGCAGAAGGGGCUACCAGCACUACCCCACACCACGAUAGUGCUUUCGUGACGGAGGAGCAACCAAGUAAAAAAGGCGGAGACUCAGGCGCAGCUUCUGGCCCGUCAAGAUUUGAUGUAAAGGCUGAUGCUUCACAGGCUGCAGCUGCAUCAUUUUCACCGCCGACUCGUGGCGCAGCUGAUGUACCUCUAGAGCUCCGGCAGUCUGAUCUCAUUUGGCAAUUUUCGUCUCUGCCUUCCCGUAGUGCGUCAGACCUUGUAACUAUCUCCCCGGGUGGUGUCCAGGUGGCGAGCGACAAACCGUCUACUUCAGCCGUGAUGCCACCUGAAAUAGGAGGGGAUGGUGAAAAGGAUAAAGCAGGAGAGGUUGUUGCAUCUGCGGAGUCGGCAGAGCAGAGCGCGGAUGCGGAUUCUGUUGCAAUUGGCCCGGGAAAAUCCCCUGCGGUUGGCUCUGUAUUGUCGGAUGGUAGCCUCUUUGAGCUGUCUCCCGCUGCAACGUCGGCAGCCUUCCGGUCGGCAGACCGCUAUGAAAACUUAAUUGGUGAAAAGCUGGCUUUCGUUGCAAUGUCGCAAACGGCUUCAAACGACGGACUGGAAGGCGAUAACGGACCAGUAAAGGUUCCAGAGGAACUGCGACGCGCGGUUUUGCCAGCCACGGCGCAAGCUUGCACGAAAUCCUCUCCGGCAACCAGCAGGGUCGCACGAGGGGGCGAUGCGAAUGUGAAUGCAUCCGAUGUUGCACAGGGAGACGACCUUGACGAGCCCAUGGCUCGUAGUAAAGAUGCGCUUCUUCAUGUAAACUCGGGGGAAAACGAAAAGGCCAGAGCCGUUGAGGGGGCGGCGGCAAGCGCUGCAGGAAAUCAAAUGCAGGUUGACCAGGCAUUGCAACAAGCAGUCGCGAAAAACGGUUCGGCGGCGUCGCCAUUCCCACACUCCGAUGCAGCGGGUGCUUCGCCGAGCACAGACCACGACUUCGGCGGAACCCCGACUGCGCAGAGUCCGGUGGAGUUUGGGUCUGCUGUUGGUGCAGACAGUCAAAAGCGCGCCGUUGACGUUGUUGCCGAUGGCGGAUUGCCAGCUGAAGAAGAAGAGGAGUCCUUUUCCCUGGAAUUUGAUGAUGACGAAGAUCCCAGUUCAGACCAUAGAAUAUUCAGUAAUGAUUCCGGAGCGGAGCCGGGUGAAGAUCAAUCUAUGGAGCGAGGUGGCGAGGAGCAAGGAAUUAAGAGGGAGCUACCAGAAGAGCAAACAGCUUUUGGAGUGGGGGAUGCAGCAGGCUCCAAGGAGAUGCCGCGCAUGACUAAGGAUUCGCCGCGUACCACUCUGGAAAAGGUGAUUCUCUUUCUGACGACGGCUGCCGACGCAACAGAUCUGAAUGUAGCGGCUGGACAAGACAUUAUCAACCUCUACGACUUCCAGUUACCCACGAAUAUGCAGGUCCUAGACGCGGAUAUUGAGCGGCUGAGAACUUGCCUCGCAUCUUACAAAACACGCGAGUCUUCGGUGACCAGCGGUGACGCAGAUUUAAGCAACAUUCCAGUUUUUCGGGUCCGAGCGGAGAAUGUAGACCCUCACCUUCCGCCAGAAACAUUUUCAUGGCCGCCCGGUAGUGGAUCUGCGACGUCAUCGAAACCAUCCUGUGAAGAUGCAUCAGAAGGAGAGUGGGUCAUAUUAGGAGCAGAGGCAACGCCAAAUGCAGGGGGAGAGAAAUCUGUCGUUGAUGCGGGAGAGGCAAAAGAAGCCGCGAUAAACCAACGCGUACCCGCUGCAACCAAUCGAGGAGGUUCAGACGAAGCAGAGGCGUCGUCAGCGUGCCUACCUGAUAAAACUUCCGAUAUCGAGGCCGUGAGCGAAGAGGGAGAGAUAGACAAGGACGUCCCUGUAGGAGACAACGAUAGUGAGGUAGGCUUGCCUGUCGCAGGCAUGGCACAAGACGAGGUGAGUUCCCCCGAGUCGAAUGUACUGAGCAGCAUGUCGGGUCACAACUAUGCGGGCCUAGGUUCUUCGCCCGGCGGAGGCGCUUCUCCUGCACUCGAAGCCGGCAGCGCUGCAAGCCCUGACUCCUUGUUUAAAGGGUUACCUGAAGACGAAGCAGGGGGUGGAACGAGCGCUGAAGUGAGAGGUUCACUGACAGUGUCAGCUGAGAUCGACGGUGCAGAGGAGCCGGUGCAACCGACGCCGUCCCCUGAUUACGAUGUGCUGCCAUCGCCGUAUGUUAAGGAUGGUUUGGGCACGAACCACGAAAAUCGCAACAUUCUAGAAGCCUCAUCGUCAGCGGUCAGUCCUGUAGAGGAUGGUGAGACGCAUGAAAACGAUGCUUUCGCGCGACACGCUGAGGACGAUCCGGAAGAUGCUGUGCAACGGAAACACGACGAUCCACGUACACUAGCACACGGGGAAGCGAGGUCUGUGAUGGAGUUUGUCGACGGAGUAGACGAGACGAAGAUUCCCACAGCAAAUCGGUCAUUCUCGCACACUUCCUCGGUCGCUAGAGCAGACGCGGAAGAUGUGAUAAUUCUGCAGGCACUAGAGGAAAGGGAAGACGCAGAUCGCGGCCAAGUUGGCUCGGUUCUGUCAUCGCUGCGCGAAUCCUUGAAGCAAACUAACGCGGAAAAACUGCGGCAGUCGAUCGAGGACUUGAACCAUUUGCCGGACAGUGCGAAGAAAGAGAUUCCAGCCGCACGCCAGGCGGGCUACAAAAAAAAGUUACGUCGUAUCCAGACCGCGGAAUCUCUACGGUACUCGAUGGAGCAAGAGCAAGUGCACAUCAUGGCUUUGCAAACGGCUAUAUUGAUGGCGGAGCGCAACAAGCUAGACGAGGACACGCUCGUCGCUGCCAAACGCAUUCUGCGUCUGGCGGAAGCGCUCAAAGACGAGAAUCCGCGACUAGUGCAACGGUAUUUGGCGGAAGGUGAUGUGUCGAACACACACGUCGUCGCGCAAGCCGAAGCUUUUUUGGCUAGGUCCAGUCCGCCCGUUGCGGCAGUUUCUCCAGUGCCACCAGCAGCGGCAGAACGACGCGCGCAGCCUGAAGAGGUCGCAACCGAGAGCUCGCCGCUCGAUUCGAGGCAGGAAGAGAGCGGGACAGCGCCCGUUGCGGAACAAACUGAAACUUCCGUCAACGACGAAACUUCGCCUGCUGACGAGAUGACGGGUCCAGAACACAUGGUACUGAUGUCUUUUAUUUUCGUCGAUACUAAAAAAGAUAAAGAAGAUGUUACCUGUACUACUUGCUGCACAUCAUUUUUUGGUGCUUACAUCGACAAAGACUCUUGACUAAAAGUUAUCGCUUAUACACGCUAGAGCGCACGUAAUUUUAGCACCAGGAGAUGUGUUUCCGUCUACUGGAACGUCUUGUCUCCUACUACGGCGGUCUGGUCUCUUGUCAGAAGUAUCGAGCAUGUGCUGUUUCAGUGAACGAGAGUCACAACACAAUAAUUUCAUCAGAAGCCGAUGGAUCUUUUUGUUCACUGUUAGAUCGCUUAGUAAAGUCGCGUUGCAAAAUUCCCGAGCGUUAUUGGCACCGGUCUAGCGUGUUCUCAAUUUCUAUCAAUGUUGAUCGAAGAAAAACACUGUCCGCAGCGUCUGCGAUGUCGGUCGUUAGGAUGUUGUCAUAAGCUUUGUCUGUAAGUGAAGCACAGUAUUAAAUAGUCCCGUCGACAGUUUCUGGGCAGCAUUCCACUCCGUUUGUCUGCGUGUGCCUCGUUCGGAUCUCCUGAAUUUACCGCAAGCCUGUAAUACAGCUACAUACCUACCUCUACCAUCAAGAACUGCAUCGGGAGUCUCAGCGUUUAUGUCCUCAGGGUUUUGACGUUCUUUAGAACUCCCCUGUUCGGGCAGAGUCGGCCGGAAGGGUCACUGUUGAUAAACGCAUUCUUUUUGAUGGUAAAAGUAGGUUGUACUGUAUUCGUAGUAGUCUCAAUCAUGUUUAGAGAUUGACUUCACUAUCCACCAGUAGUGGUAGUCACUCGUAUGGUUGUUGCACUCCUCGGUAGGUCAUCCUACUAUCACAGGCUGCGGUGGCGCAAACGCUAACCCGUGGACGCAUGCGGCUGUGGCGAGCUCGAUAUCACUCCCAGUGGACCGCGAGUCUGCAAUUCAAACAAAUGUCAGCAAUUCUAUAUUAUAAGCACUGUUGUCCCUCUCAAGAACAAAAGCAUUCCUCCCUGUUUUUCUCGCUCUGCCUUUCUUCAAGACCUAGAGCUUUGAGAUGAAAAGGGGCUGAAUCAUGAUCUAACUGGCACGUGCUCUUUCAGACCUGUUUCAGUUGUUAUCAUAACUCAGGUGUGGACGUGUGCGUAUUGCAGUUAUGAAAACCUCGCACUGUUGGCAACGUGUGAUAUGUGUGGGCAGCGAAGAACCCCUGGGCAGUCACUGCGUCCAAUGCCAAGACGCGACGAGCAGGUAGUACUACAUGUUUUGCUAGGUUAGUAGUACAUUGUCAUGCAGAGUAGGUAUCCUUUUCGCCAAAUCGAAUCUACAUGCUAGUAUAGAUACGCUGCAUAUUUCGACAACUACAAAUCUUGAUGGGAGUUUCGUAAGGAGUAAACAAAGAACCACAAGGUCAUUGACGCUGUGGCGUUUUGGCCUGUGUUUUUCAGUUUGAAAGAAACGGAUUUUGAUUCUGUUUUCCGAAUCAUAUCGCACUGACACUGACUAGGUAUUCAUUUCGCAGAAUAUUGGAGCACCAGAUGAUCGAGAAGACGGCGAAACGCAGCAACAAAUGGUGCAUUCAAUGCCAGUCUCGGAUGGCCGAGUAAGAGGCGCUACGCCGCAUUUGAGUGUGUCGUCUCCGGUGGCACGCAACUUCAUCGUCUGCCCGAUGUGUGGCACGCAAAACCCCCGUGGCGUAGAGAGCUGUGUCGCGUGCACGUUCGAUCUCAGAGAGCAAAGUGCAAUACUCGAAAACUUGGAGCAGUUCGAUGCCGUGAACGCUGCGCAGCAGACUCCGAGUCGCAGGUACUCUCUACUAAGCACUAGCACUAGGAGAUGAAUGAUGUUUUUAAUAACGCUACUAGACGACUCCUCUGUCUCACAUUCUGCGCUCAUUUUGAGGACCUUCUCCCUGCCAAGAGCCAAACCUCAUCUUCGCUGAAAUAGAUGUUUCUCGCAUGUUUUGUGAUAUCUCGAAACAAAAUAUACAGCUCCGCGCGGCCGCCUCCCGGACGAACGGGCAGCCAGUUAGUCAUGUCGCGACCUGUACCGGGUCAUGAGCCUCCUCCUUUCCACCCGAAUCAGACUGUUAUCGCCAGAGAGAAAAUGAAAUGGACGAAGCGGUUGAUGCAGAUGAGCCCGGUCGGGACAGGAAGUCACUUCAAGGUACUUGCUGUUGCUCUUGCAUGUGAAGUGUGAGGACUUCAUAAACCCGCUUAUGCAGAGGCACAAGAUGAUCCUUCUUUUCGCGCACGUGAACAGCAUUUUUUUUGAAAGAGUACGCGCAUGACAUACGAAAUACUCACACCUAUUUGCUUGCCAGCACAUUUGACUCAAGAUUUGAGUUUAAGUAGAUCCAUCAUGAUGCUGUCCGUCGAUGUUAUGCAUCCUUGUCGGAGUUACUUAUUAUAGGCUUCAUCCCUCCUCGCUCAAGAUCACCAUCGUAUGAUUUGGCUCAAUGCUUUACCAGGUAGAACGCGGCACAAUUGGACGCGUCACGAGUUUGCAUCCGUUGCGUGUGGUAUGGCGACUGGAAGGGGGUAGGGACACUCCAGCUGGACACGUAAUGCAGCAUCAGAUCGAGGAUGCUGCAACAAGCGCUAUUUCGCAAGAUUCAGCUGCGAAGAAACGGCGUAAGCUGUUUGGGGUUUUUUGACGAUCGGAAGGGGGCUUUGCGGACAAGUAGUUUUUGGAGCGGGGCCUUGAUAAUUAGAAAGCUCGAUGUUCAGUUUUUUACCUUUUCUCCCGUGUUAUUGAAAGUGCAUGCCGCAGUGAAUUUUUAUUGGCGUUUAUUACUUCGUGUUCCUGAUGAGUCGGAAAUUUCCUUUUUUAUUUUUAUGUUCCGGCUUCGAAGUGACAUUAUAAUAAAUUGUCCAAAGUUGUAUUGAUUUUUAGCUGCAUCUUCGGGGUUGAGGAUGCUGUGAACCGCUGGCUAAAAAUGAUAUCAACGCAAAGGAUGAAUUUCGCGAUGUUUCUUCUGUCUGUCUUUGCGCAAGUUGAUUCUUUUCUGAUAGAUUGAUUGAUGGCAAUGUGGGUCAUGUUCACCGCGUGAGAGUUUCCUGUCUCAGAUUUUAUCUUUUUGGUCCAAAUACUAGGUGCUCAUAAAGAUUUUCGUCGCCCCUUUCUUGCCGGGGAAAGAGGAGC
Amoebophrya sp. A25 is the source of this 17575-nucleotide messenger RNA. The record is from the annotation of a GenBank genome assembly. Lineage: Eukaryota; Dinophyceae; Syndiniales; Amoebophryaceae.